This is a messenger RNA of Lingula anatina, 2818 nucleotides long. RefSeq names its product thimet oligopeptidase. Gene Ontology annotation, molecular function: metalloendopeptidase activity. Gene Ontology annotation, cellular component: mitochondrial intermembrane space. NCBI's taxonomy places the organism in Eukaryota, Metazoa, Brachiopoda, Lingulata, Lingulida, Lingulidae. Gene Ontology annotation, biological process: peptide metabolic process; proteolysis. The record is from RefSeq and is a predicted model, not a curated record.
UAGUGUGGACACGGUUUGUGUAUGGCAACAAAGGUGUAUCGAUUACUCAGUCCAUUCACAAAACCAGUACCGAUUCGAGUUCGAUUUAAAGUUACAAACGAUUGCAAUUUUCGUUAUUUUACAUGUAACAUGUAUCGUCAAUUUUGUGCUCAGAAUCAACAAGCAGACAUGGCAGCCCCUGGUAACCGUUUGAGAUGGGAUUUAACUGCAGAGGACAUCCCUGUCAAAGCCGAGGAGUUGAUCAAGAAAUCCAGGGCGGUCUACGAUGCCGUCGGUGCCCUUAAGCCUGAGGAGAUAAGUUAUGAUAGGGUUAUUAAGGCUCUUGCUGACAACAACCGUGAAUAUGCAGUUGAGCGCAACAUGAUAGAUUUUAUUCAGAAUGUGUCGGCAGACAAAGCACUCAGGGAUGCCAGUGUGGCAGCAGAUAAGAAGAUAUCAGAGUUUGAUGUAGAAACAAGCAUGAGAGAAGAUGUGUUUAAGAUUCUGCUAGAGUUUGAGAAAAGGCAUGGAUCAGAACUUGAGGGUGAGGCCAAGAGAUACCUGGAGAAACAGAUCAAGCUGGGGAAAAGGAAUGGUCUCCAUCUUCCUAAGGAUGUCCAGGACAAGAUAAAAGAAAUCAAGAAACGGAUGAGUGAUCUGAGCAUAGACUUUAAUAAGUACUGUAAUGAGGAGAACACAAUACUUGAAUUCACUGCUGAAGAACUAGUUGGACUACCAGAUGACUUCAUCAAUGGACUUGAAAAGACUGAGGAAGGGAAGUGCAAAGUGUCCCUAAAGUACCCUCACUACUUCCCAUGUAUGAAAAAGGCCAGGAAUCCUGAGACUAGGAAGAGACUGGAGACAGCUUUUAAUACCAGGUGUAUGAAAGAGAAUACUCCAAUUUUGGAAGAACUUGUUGAGCUGAGACAUAAGAAAGCAGAGCUUCUUGGUUUCCCCAACCAUGCUGCAUUCAUCUUAGACAUGAGAAUGGCCAAGACACCAGAGAGAGUGGAGACCUUUCUGAAAGAUUUAGCUGUCAAGCUUCAACCAUUGAAAGAUCAAGAGAUGAAGGUGUUCAUGGAGUACAAGAAAGAGGAGUGUGAGAAAUAUGGCUAUGAAUUUGAUGAUAAGUUCAACAUGUGGGACCUUCGUUACUACAUGAGCAUGGUUGAAGAGAGGCAGUACACAGUGGAUCAUACAAAACUCAAAGAAUACUACCCUCUGCAUGUAGUCACUAAGGGAUUGUUGGAAAUAUACCAGGAGCUACUUUGCUUGAAGUUUGAAGAAAUCCCCAACCCCAAGGUUUGGCAUGAAGAUGUCAAAAUGUACAGUGUGAAGGACAGUGCAAGUGGAGAUCUGCUUGGUUAUUUCUACCUUGACUUGUUUCCUAGGGAUGGAAAGUUUGGCCAUGCUGCAUGCUUUGGACUUCAGGCUGGUUGUAUGGGUGGAGAUGGCAAACGUCAGGUAGCAGUGGCUGCCAUGGUAGCAAACUUUACAAAACCAACCCAAGAUCAGCCAUCUUUACUUGAGCAUGAUGAGGUAGAAACUUUCUUUCACGAGUUUGGUCAUGUAAUGCACCAGCUUUGUGCUAAAGCAGACUUCAAAAUGUUCAGUGGCACUAGUGUGGAACGUGAUUUUGUGGAGGCACCAUCACAGAUGUUGGAGAAUUGGUGCUGGGAGAAGGAACCUUUGCAGCGCAUGUCUGCUCAUUACAAGGACAACAGUCCCAUUCCAGAUGACCUUAUGGAAAAACUUACCAAGUCCCGUAAAGCAAAUGCUGGCAUUUUCAAUCUUAGGCAGAUUGCAUUGGCAACAUUUGAUCAAAAUAUCCACACCCGUGCAAAGGCAGAUACUGCAACGUUAUUUGCAGAACUGACUCAGGAAAUCAUGAACAUUCCCUCCACUCCAGGUACUAACAUGCCUGCAGCUUUUGGCCAUUUGGCAGAUGGCUAUGAUGCACAGUAUUAUGGCUACAUGUGGAGUGAGGUGUUCAGCAUGGACAUGUUCCACUCUCGCUUCAAGAAGGAAGGCAUAAUGAACCCCAAAGUUGGCAUGGACUACAGGAACUAUAUACUCAAACCAGGUGGCUCUGUUGAUGGUGAUGUGUUACUGAAAAAUUUCCUGGGCAGAGAACCAACCCAAGAGGCCUUCCUGAUCAGCAAAGGAUUGUCCUUGGACUGAGGUGUCGAUGCUGGGAACUGACUCAAUAGAUUUCCUUCAGGAGUGAUUGUAAGGCUCUGAACAGGAAUUUUCUACAAUAGUCAAUAAAUGACACUAAGAACUUACUCUGUGUACUCAUUCAAGAUGAUGUCUGCAGUUCUAGAUGUAUUAUAUAUAUUUAGAAACUUAUUCUAGGAUAUUUCCAUUUUUUCUGAGAUUGGUAAAUGGUCUGUUGCAUAAAUGUCAUUUUGGUAAACUAAGGCUGCAAAAAUUCCGUAUAGUAUCAUUGGUGUUUAAGAUUCAGUUAUUUAUAAUUGGAGGCUAUGUGAAAUGUCAGUACAUAAAACCUGUUCUUCCAUACUUCUCUUAAUUGAAAAUAGAGGACUUAAAUAUUUUUCAUGACAUGACUACAUACUGUCUGAUCGCUGUUUGAAUUAAGCUUUUGUGAAAACUUUUUCCAUAGUACAAUAACAAUGAUAAGUUUCGUUUUAGAGAAAAAAAGGUCAGAAUAUGGUAUCACACUUUCGGCCAUGAUCAGGGAAACCUUUUACAGGGUUUAUUCCAACAAUUCUUUAUAACCAAACAUGAAAUCAUGUUAAAAUUGUUGAAUUGGUCUUAACAAAAAAUCUGUUUAAAUGUUAUCCUAUGUCCAAUAAAAACCUUCUUCUUUUUCAAAGCG